This is a messenger RNA of Myxozyma melibiosi, 3468 nucleotides long. Its product is annotated as DNA polymerase phi-domain-containing protein. Gene Ontology annotation, cellular component: nucleolus. Bases 247 to 3396 code for a protein of 1049 amino acids. The record is from RefSeq and is a predicted model, not a curated record. Gene Ontology annotation, molecular function: DNA binding; transcription factor binding. NCBI's taxonomy places the organism in Eukaryota, Fungi, Ascomycota, Lipomycetes, Lipomycetales, Lipomycetaceae. The transcript has 4 exons. Gene Ontology annotation, biological process: regulation of DNA-templated transcription.
ACACAAACACAGAAGAACCUCCCUUUUUCAGCUCUGCUCUGCGAUAUUCCCGGAGUCGGUCGGCGCCUUUUUUGAAAAGUUCAGAAAACUCAAAAGCCUCUACUGAGCCCUAACCCACUGCCUCAAUUGCGGAACGGGUCCGGGUAACAGUUACCCGGGUUUAAGAUUCAGGGGUCAAAAGAAAAAAUAAAUUUGAUAAAACAUCGAGGAGAUCACUGUCUCUGCAACUCUUCAGUGGUGUUUGAAAUGGCAGCAAAGAAGAAAUCGGGAAAAAGAGCUCAGGCAGACCGAGGAGAGAAUGAGAACGGCGGUUUAGCUGAGUCUGCCGCGGUCCUGAUCUCCAAAAAGAAGAAAGCGGCCGAGGUCAGGAACAAGAUCUCGAGUUUGAUGAUGAGCAAAGAUGAUCUGAGUGUGGAAGAAUGCGAAAAGUUCUUGAAGCAAAAUCUUCGGCUUCUUGUUAUUGAUCCUGCUGAUGAUUUGGUGGCGAGGGUUGAGUUGUUUAAUACUGCUACGUGCAAAGCUAUGAGUGAAAUGAGCUUGGAAAGUAUCGCGAAGCUGCUGAGCUCUUCAUCUGAUAAGAGCGAUACCGAAUCAGAGGACGACCACAAGAGCCUACAGAUCUUGAUUGCCUGCCGCGCAAUUUUCACAAACACCCCUCUGCUGACAGACGAGCGAUCGACCGCGAAUGGAGUCAAAGAGCUGAUUGAUGUUGUUCUAGAAGUUGUCUUUCUAAACAACGCUCUCCUCAGUGUCACGGCAGGCGAGAUCCUGAGUGAAGCCAUCGCUUCUCUUCCUAGCCGUCUACUGCCUUCUUCGUCACAGACUCAUAUCGUCCAACGAUUGGAAGACCACGACGGCUUUGACCUCUUUUCUGCAUUUGGAUCAGGUGUUUUAUUAGCAAUCAUGCUCCGCGAAGACUACAAUCCCAAAACACUCCUGCAAGUCAAGUUCAAGAACGACGAGUCCUUGAAGAAAGACUGGAUUAAGGAGGGUCCACUCAUCGGCAAAGGCGUCUUUCGCAAGGUCCACAAGAAACUUGACAAGUGUAGUCAUCUGAGACCCUCGCUCUUGCAAAUCGACGGGCGCUCGCCGGGGGAGUGGAACAAAGAGGGCGACGCGGUAUGGCACGAGCAACCUUCUUUCGUAUAUACCUUCACUGCUCGUUUUCUGUCCGCUCGAUCUGUCAAGGACCACGCGUUGGUUCCUAAAGAUUACUGGUCCUCCAUACUUGAGCCAUUAACUCUCUCCCAAAAGCUGAACACGAUAGUGCACUAUAUUCUUCCGAACCUCUCAAGCGAUCUGUGGAAGCCGCUUCUGUUGAUUCUGGGAAAAGCAGACGGCAAGCCACUCAAAAACGCCGGCUCAGGAUUUUCGAAAUGUCUCGUGAGCGCUUGCAGAGAUGAUUCAAAGAAAACCGCAAAGAUCUUGAAGGACUGUCUCGAUGCCGAACUUAAUGAGGAGCUGUUUUAUUCGCAGAAGGAGAGUCCUUUUGUCGAUUUCGUAUCGACCAUCGCCGAUGAAGAGAUACUAACAAAAGUAGCGAGCGUGCUGAGCGACGCCGCCAAGUCGAAAAAAGAGAACCGUGCGAUUAUUUUCAGAUUCGCACACGAACUAAUCUACGCGACAAGAAACCAGAUCUACGCAGACGACAGCUGGCGCAGAUCUCUAAUCAACACUCUUCUCGCGCUCAGUUCGGCCAAAUUCCUACUGUCGACCGAGCCAGAUGCGAAUCUCGCGCGCAGGCUCGAGAGCAGUUUACGCCAGAUGGCGGAUAUCAAGGCAAAGUCGGCUGUCUGCUUCAGAGACGAGAAGGGUGACUUGGUGCCGUACUCUGCGGUCGUGCUGGGAGGUCUUACUGCGGUGGUCAAGCGCGGCAGUGUGGCUGAUCCAAAGAUCAGUAGUAAAUUGAUCAUUAAAUGCAAUGAGCUGCUGGAAAAGGUCAAGCCGCUGAGAGAGACUCUAGGCGAACAAUGCGCAUUCAUUGAUCUGCUACUUCCGACAUGCGUGCUUCUACACUGUCACCACAGUCUUGAGUCUGACGAACUCGCCGAUGCGCUAAAGUUCGCGCGGAUGGCGCUCAAGACCGCCGAGCGCACUUUGAAGGAGUCAGAUAGCAGCAGCGGCCAUCGCCGUAAGAGAGCGCGGACCAAGGAGGAGGAUAAGGAGGAAGUGGCCGAGCCAAAGUUUAAUAGACUGGGCUAUAUGUUCACCGAGAUGAUUAUCCAGUUUUCGACCAAGGCUUCCAAGUCGCUGCGGACGGUGUGUGAGAAUAUGAUGGAGGUGUUUUGUACGGUUAUUGGGGAGCCGGAGUUGAAUAUGCUUACGGAAGUGCUGGGGACGAAGGAGAGCUUGGAGGGGUUGAAUGAGUUGUUUAAUGUGGUUGAUGAGGAUGGUGAGGUUGAUGGAGAGUUUGGGCCGGGGGAUGUGGAUAUGGAGGAUGCAGGGGAUGACGAUAGUGAGGAGGAGGAUGACGACGAGAGUAGCAGCGGUAUAGAGGAGGAUGAUGAUGAUGAGGAGGAGGAGGAGGAUGAAGACGAGGAGGAAGAUGAGGAGGAAGAUGAGGACGAGGAUGCACCAGAAGACCUUGUCAAGUUUGAACGGAAGCUUGGACAAGUACUCGGAGUAAAACGCCCGCUCUCAGACGACGAAGAAGACGAAGAAGAGGAAAUGGACGACGAGCAAAUGCUCGCGCUCGACGAUAAGCUCUCGGCCAUGUUCAAGAACCGCGUGAGCUCGAAUCCCAAGAAACCAAAGCAGACGCGGAAGCAGCAAGAAAAGAGCGGGAAGCUGCGGGUGAUUGAGAUCAAGAAUCGGGUGCUUGGACUGCUGAGAGUGUACGUCAACAAGAUCCGGAGCUCGCCGAACGCGAGGAAAGCUGGGAAGUGCCUGCUCUCGCUGCUGUGGCCUAUCCUGCAGCUGGUCAGGUCGAGCGAUGCGCAGAUCGUGCCGGUGGCGGUCAAGUUCUUGAGUAUGUUUUCCGAUCCGUGGCUGGCGAAAUUUGAGUGCGAUCCGCAGGAAUGCUUCGGGCUUCUGAGAUUGAUCAUGGAAGCCUCGGAGCACACGAACGGUGCGCAGUUUACUGAUUGCUGUCGACUGUUGGAGGGCACGUUACGAAGGACAAUCAUCGCGCAAGCUCUUGCCUCAGCCGACGACGACGAGAACCUCAAACAAGAGAACGAGGAAGAGGACAGCGACAGCGACAGUGAAGACGAGAGCAAGACGCCAAAGUCCGCAGCAGCAAGAUGGCUCGACGAGAUCUUUUCGGCAUACCUGGAGCAGAUGCGGCGGUGGGUCGCGAAUCCGAAUAUGCCGAUGGACGGCACAGCUUUCAGCGCUGUGAUCAGAUGGGCGGAAACGGAGCGGAAGGCGCUGAAGACCCGGGCGGCGCAAAAGUAGAGAGAUAGAGAAUAAAGAUGUAGAUUUGUUACUGGUUUGGGACAGAGAGAAAAUAAAGUUAGAGGCGCGUGC